Molecule: messenger RNA, 717 nt
Organism: Mycena indigotica
Lineage: Eukaryota; Fungi; Basidiomycota; Agaricomycetes; Agaricales; Mycenaceae
Exons: 2
Coding region: 1-717 (238 amino acids)
Source: RefSeq, a predicted model, not a curated record
AUGUCCUUAUACCCUCGUCCGACGCUCCCUGAACUGCCCAGUGGCCGUAGUGAAUUCGAGAUUCUCAAAUCCUCGCAUCGAUUUCUACGCGAAGACCAAGACCAAACCCAGCCCAAAGCCGCUUCGUGGGAUGACCAGCUUGCUGAAAAGUACUAUGAAAGUCUCUUCCGGGAGUUUGCAGUCUGCGACUUGAAGCACUACAAGUCCGGGAAUUUUUCUCUUCGCUGGCGGACCGAAUCAGAGGUUCUGUCCGGCGCUGGGGAGUCAACAUGUGGCAACACGCGCUGCGCUCACCACAACCCCAGGAAUGAAGACAAACGUAAACGUGGACGAUUAACGACCCUAGAGCUGCCCUUUUCGUAUGAGGAGCAGGGAGAAGCCAAAAGCGCGCUCGUCAAGACGGUCCUAUGUGAAAAGUGUUUAGGAAAGAUGAUGUGGAAACGCCGAAAAGAGAAGGAGACAUCGGGAACUGAGGAGAAAAGGCCUGUUGAUGAAGACGACGAAUACGGGCCAGUGGCCCCGACGACCUCCACAACGCCUAAAAAUCGAGACCAAGAUGAACCAAAGCUCCAUAUUUCCCGUUCAUCAUCUCCCCCUCAACACAAACCUCGUUCCCAUUCACGGUCACGCUCCCCAAGACGACGGGACCAUAACGAAAAGCAGUCACGACACCGUUCUCCUACUCGAUCCACGAGAUACCACACUAUUCAUAAAUAA